This is a messenger RNA of Dovyalis caffra, 843 nucleotides long. The record is from the annotation of a GenBank genome assembly. Lineage: Eukaryota; Viridiplantae; Streptophyta; Magnoliopsida; Malpighiales; Salicaceae.
AUGGCUGAGCAGACUGAGAAGGCAUUUUUAAAGCAACCUAAAGUGUUUCUCAGUUCAAAAAAAUCUGGGAAAGGAAAGAGGCCUGGGAAAGGUGGAAACAGAUUCUGGAAGAAUAUUGGAUUGGGUUUCAAGACUCCCAGAGAGGCCAUUGAAGGAACUUACAUUGAUAAGAAAUGCCCCUUCAGUGGAACUGUUUCUAUCCGAGGUCGUAUCUUAGCUGGAACUUGUCAUAGUGCCAAGAUGGUGAGGACCAUCAUUGUCCGGCGGAAUUAUCUUCACUGGGUCAAGAAAUACCAAAGAUACGAGAAGAGGCAUUCAAAUAUUCCAGCACAUGUAUCCCCAUGCUUCCGUGUGAAGGAAGGCGAUCAUGUUAUCAUCGGGCAAUGCAGGCCACUGUCCAAGACUGUGAGAUUUAAUGUGUUGAAAGUGAUUCCUGCUGGUUCUUCUGCUGGUGGGAAGAAGGCCUUCACAGGGAUCCAUAAUGGUUUUAGGGUGAUUUGUCAUGCACCUGUAAGCUGUGCUCUUCUGCUUCCUUGCAAUCUUCUUUCAUCAGAGCUUCCGAUGGAGAAGUUGCAGUGGCUUGUGAGUUGCGUGCAAUUGCUAACUGAUUUGCAGUCCCUUACUCCCUCCCUUACUACUGAUAGAAGGAAGGUAGUUUUUGCUAGUGUCGGAUGUCUACACUGGCUAGGGGCCAUGGGUGUGCUGGUUGAAGGAUUUGAACAUUAUCGAUUGAAGGGUAACUUGGUAGCUUUGACUAAUUCCUCUCCUCUCCCUUGUGACAUAGAUGAUAGAUUGUCUGUCACUUCUGUUACCGGUGGUUUCCCAGUAGUGUCCAAAAAAUAG